This is a messenger RNA of Cuscuta campestris, 1379 nucleotides long. The record is from the annotation of a GenBank genome assembly. NCBI's taxonomy places the organism in Eukaryota, Viridiplantae, Streptophyta, Magnoliopsida, Solanales, Convolvulaceae.
CUCUGACAGCAUUCAUAGUUUCUAUUUUUUCAAGUGUUGGGAGGGUAUCAAAGCUAGUUUCAGCAUCUUUGAGUUGGUUUUCAAGGAAUCUGACUCUGGAGAAUAUAUUGCCAAAAGUGUGCUUGUUCCAGGUGCAAAUGGUUCUUUGUAAGGAUUGGAGUUUUUGAGACGGACCAUGCAUUCCUCCACCUGUGUAUCUGCCCCAGUGUUCUUCAAUGAGCUUGUCAAAGGAAGGGUGGUUGCUCCAGCAGUUAAGGUAUCUGAAUGGUUUAUGUCCUUUGAAGAUUGGGUUGUAAAGGGAAACAAGUAUGGGUGUGUGAUCAGAACCACAUCUGGCCAGGUGAAUAUGGGAGAUGUGAUGCAGCUGGCUGUCAGACCACAUGAUCCACAUUCUGUUAUCAGGAGAGGAGAUUGGGUGGGUGAAGCCAAAAAGUACCUGAUUGAGAUGCAUUCUUUGAAGAUGAAAUCAUGGAAAAGAAGUUUGAGUGGGAAUGGCUUCUUGGGUGGGGAUCAGAGGGGUCAAGCUGAUGUUUUGGGAGUUAACGCGUUGGAAGUACGCGUUCAUGGCGUACCCUUGGCGUUGGACCGCCUCGUCAAGUCUUUCAAGGUAGCCAUCCAUCCCAUCAACUUUGAAGUGCAUCCGGUUGAGAGAGUCAGCAAUGGAGGCAAGGUUGGCCCGGGUCUGGGGUUCGGCUGGGCCAGCAGAACGGGGCUGUGGCACGACAGUGGCAGGUCCGGCGUUUUCCAACCGCUUCUUGAAGGUUUGGGUGCUGAUCGCCCAAAUCUCCGUGGCCUUUGUGAGUGGGCCAACGGUGGUGGUCACCUUGAACCGUUCAAGGAUGUCCAUCACCACGAACGGGUACGGGAGGAGGUGAUCGUGGUCGGUGGACGCGACAAUCGUCAUGUUGAUCAUGACAAACUUUGCCCAAUUGAUUGGGGCCGAGUGCAUGAUCGCAUGGAUGAGUUUGAGGUCUUCACCGGACAUGAUGGUGUGGCCGUGCUUCCUGGGUUUGAUGAUCCGGGAGACGAUGUAGAGAAGAAGACGGCCUUCGGGGUUAGCAGAGUGGAUGGUGGGGCGUCCCGAGGCAUGGCGGAUGAGCUUGGUGAUGCCAAGCUCGUUGAGGAUAAGGCCCUCGUUGUUGAGCACCCAGUCCUCUCCGCCAUAGAGGGAGACGUCGUCGCCUUGGUAGGGGAGGCCGGCGAUGCGCCCAAGCUGCUCAAUUGAAAGUUAUAUCGGCGUGCUCUUGACAAGAGAAUAGAGCACGUCGCCCUCACGCCGGAGGUUGGAGUAGAAGACCCGAAUCAGCGCCGGGUUGAUCUCCUUCCGAGCCCGGGAGACGAAGGGCCAAAGGCCGGCCUAAUGAAGUUGCGCGUCGAGG